This is a messenger RNA of Helianthus annuus (common sunflower), 582 nucleotides long. Its product is annotated as wound-induced protein 1. The transcript has a single exon. NCBI's taxonomy places the organism in Eukaryota, Viridiplantae, Streptophyta, Magnoliopsida, Asterales, Asteraceae. The record is from RefSeq and is a predicted model, not a curated record. The coding region runs from base 40 to 531 and encodes 163 amino acids.
AUAAUAAUAAUCAGAAGUCUUAACAAGUUAAUUAAGAAGAUGGCCGAUCAACACCACCACCAAACGCCCUCAGAUGAAUGCAACCACAAUAUGGUCUCUAACCUCUACAAAGCAUUGGCCUCAAGAGACGCCACAACCGUCCACUGCCUCCUAGCCCCCAACAUCGAAUGGUGGUUUCACGGUCCUCCAUCUUGCAACCGUCUUAUGCGCUUGCUCACCGGCUAUACCACGUCGGACGAGGAUAACUCACUCGACUUCAACCCUAUCUCCAUCGUCCCGAUUGGUUCAGUGGUUUUGGCUGAAGGGUGUUUCCCAGCUAGCUGUGAAGUCAGCUGGGUGCACGCGUGGACGGUCACAGAUGGGGUUAUAACUCAGGUGAGGGAGUACUUCAACACUUCUGUUACGGUCACUCGGUUUGCCAAGUCAGCUAACGUCCAUGUAGGAUCACCAGGCGUUGACAAGUGUCAAUGCGUGUGGCAGAGCCAACUUACUGAUCAUGCAUCCAUGCCUAGUCUUCUUCUUGCUGUUUAAGUGAAUUUCCUUUUUCUUGUUAAUCUAGCAACAAUAAUUAAUGCUUUAUAA